UGACAAAAAGCCACCUUUCUCCAAAGAUAUCUGGUCGUUCAUGUGCGUCGUUUCUAUAAAAAGUGUAAUCUCUGACAGGACGUGAACGCAGCAGGACAGUGAGCAGGUAGAGAGUGUCAAUGAGAUCCCAGGGGAGCGAGAGACAGUCCGGGAGGUAGACUUUUGGGACGGUGUCAUGACUGUACACGGCGUCUCUCCUCUUUAUUAACUUUCAAUGGAGCCCACGAGGAGUUUGGACCACUUUUAUGUCGUACUUUUUGUGGUGUUUCUGCUCCGUGACCGCUGAUGAGUUUGAUCAUUUCCCUCGGUGUUCUCAGGAGGAUCGUAUCUAAUUUCUUACAGUGCAGCGGAGCCACUGAACUCAGGGGAAUGCCUGUGUGUGAUUGUGUGUGUGUGAGAGUGUGUCUGUGUUUUUUUUUUGUUUUUUUUUUUUUGUACAACCAGUUGGUUUAAAUGAAGACCGACUGUAGAGAAUAGGUUGAUGGGUCUGUUACAGAAGUCGCUGUGGUUUCGGACUCAGUAUAAUUACCACGUUAUAAGUGAAGUAAGGCAACGGUCCAUUUGCUUUGGUUAAUAAUUAGAUAGAGCGGCGUGCUGUAUUUAACUUCUUCGAGGAUUAUUUUUCGCAACAUUGGUUGUAAAAAUAUUACCCAACUUCUUUUUUUGGCACUGCUCUAUCAGUCAACAUGCCUUAUAAGUUUCCGGCGGCAACCUGUAACCCAGCCUUUGAAGUUCAAGUCGUCGCUCGUGCGUUUUUUGUGGAUUUAUCCAGAAAAUGUGGCGCCCGCAGGAUGUGCUUUCUUCUGACGCUUGUUUGUUUGCUCGCAAAAUGUGAUUGUAAGCUCCAGUGACUGGUGCACACUGUGAUAUUAAUAGUAGUUUGGAUACGGAUGAAGAUUGAUACACUGUUGUCAGGACGUGCCCGUGUUGGAGAGGAUACAGCAGCUCGACUGUAACGCCGACACAUUACAAAUGAGGACAUUUGUUGUGCACACUAACACAACACAGAGUGUCUUCACGGUGCCAUGCCACACACAUUAAUGACACUGGAUAAAAGUUCAUUUAAGCUCACUGCUGUGUGUCGGGAGAUAUCAGCUCUCUGCAGCGCUUUGUCCCAUGUGGGCACUGAGUGAUUCGCGUUUCUGUACAGUUUGAAUAUUAACUCUGGUGCUGAAUGGAAGUUUUGGGACAUUCACGCAUGAGUUAUGAUGGCAGUGCUCCAGCUUUAAAAGUUUAAGCAGUAUAGUCGUCGAGGCUGAAAGAAGAAGUGGGACGUAUACAUUACACAUAUCAAUAUUUCCUCCGUUUGUCUAUCCGCGGUGCUUGCCUGCUUUGAAGUCCACCAUGUGCGGCCGGGCACCGCCGCUACAGCCGAGGCCAUGACCGUCCCCCAGCGGCGCCUGGCCGGGCUCUGGCCGUGGCUGCUCAUGGCGGCCCUGCAGGUGGUGCUGGGCCAGCCGGGCUUGGAGUCGGAGCGGCCGGCCUUGCGAGCGGUCAUCAAGGUGGCACUGCUGAACCACGAGCCGACGGGGAAGCCCAUCACUCUGGAAGGGGUGUUCGUGGGAGGAAGCGCCGGCUACGCAGAGGGAAAACUAAUGCAGUAUCACCCUCUGUCUCUGUGCAACACGAGUGAGGAUGAACGACAAGAGAGUGACUUCAUCACUAUUGUCAAACUGGAGCACAGGGUACCCCGCUGUCUGCCGCUGCUCGAUAAGGCUCGCAUGGCGUUGGACAAAGGAGCACAGGCUGUUAUCUUUGAUGUCAGUGAUGAUGCCAAUGCUGCUGCUGAGCUGAGAGAAACAGACUCCCUUCCCCGACCGGUCGUGCUGGUGGAGGCGGAGGAUGCUGAGGAGUUGAUGGGUUUGGUCAACAAGAACGAGGAGGCCAAAGUUCGCAUUGAGAUCAUGGUGGAGCAGCCUAAAUGGCCACAUUAUGAUGUGGGUAUCCUGCUCACCAUUGUCUUAGUUAUUCUAACCAUCGUCCUAAUCUUCGCUUUCCGCUACAAGUGCAAGUCCAACAGGACCUGGGACUCUGUCCAUCAGCAGACCAUGCGGGCCAUCAGUCGAUUGGAGACCAAAACCUACAGCUCCCAAGGCUGCUCGGGCUCUCAGCGCCACCGUGCAGCCUGGGGGUCAGCGAGUAGCUCCAACUCGAGCCCCGUCUGUGCUAUCUGCCUGGAGGAUUUCCAGGACGGACAACAUCUGAGGAUCAUCUCCUGUGCUCAUGAGUUCCACAAAGACUGCGUUGACCCCUGGCUACUACAACAUCGCACCUGUCCCCUCUGCAUGCACAACAUCAUGGGGACAGAGCGGCAGCCUCAGAGGAACAGACUCCAGCAGAGUCCGGAGCAAAGCCAGAGUUUCCUGCACCCUCAGCCUUACAGCAGCCCACGCAACCACCCCUUCCCCCAGCAUGCCAUCCCCUUCUCUAUGAGGCCCCAUUAUCCUCGUGGACCCUCAGGACCCUAUCCCUCUCUGGGCCACUACACUGGCUCUUCUCCCAUGGACGCCCAAACUCUACGUUUCCUCACCAGCAGGCCCCUUACGUCCGGUUGUGGAUACCAUCUUCCUGCAGAGGGUCCUGGGAGGCCCCACAGGAUUGGAGGUAACUGCAGGACUUCCACGCACCACUACACACCUCGUCGGUCCUGCCACAACUAUCGCUCGUCCUGUCCGGCCCAGCGCAGUGCAUCCAGCUCAAGACUGCACCACACUGCCUCUGCCACACCACAGAACCGUGGAGCGCCGGCUCAUAGCCGGCAAGACGAUGGCAGCUGCUCGGGUGGCAGCUACCACACAGAGCGCAGCGGAUACUUGGCAGACGGGCCAGCGAGCGACUCCAGCUCAGGGCCAUGUCAUGGCUCCUCCAGCGACUCAGUUCUCAACUGUACUGAUGUGUCCUUGCAGGGGGUUUAUGGCAGCUGGUCCACCUUCCGUAGCUCUCUGAGCAGUGACUACGAUCCGUUUGGUUGUUAUGGGCCAGGUCCUGGGCGUGCCCCUCGCAGGAACAGCUUAGAGGCAGGCGCCCAGGCCCGGCCCAGGUCUUUGGAUUCUGUGGUAAAUAAAGCAGGCUGUGCUGAAGAGCAGCCGCAGACUGUGUUCAGCCACAUCCACUACCACCGCCACAGACACCACCACUAUGAGGAGGGGGAGCACAGCCAGGGCCCGAGCAGAGGCUCAGACGAGGAGCAGGGAGCCACUGCUGCUGCUGCAGCUGCACCUGCUGCUCUCGUCCUGGACAAAGACUCACCUGCCUGCCCUCCGAAGCACACCCUCUGCCAGUGCACAAAGCCAGACCCCACAGAUCGGCCCAGUCCGGGGGCAGAGUGUCAGGACCACGACCCCAACAGCCCUACAGGACCUCCUGUCCUGGUAUCCCCAAUCCCUUUACAGCUUCAAUCCCACUGCUGCCACCAGGGACACGCACAUCCUCCUACUACUCUUGGGCGAGUGGGUGGCUGUGUGCUUGAUGGCCCCGCUGUUCGCUUCCAUCAGAGCUUAGAUCUGCAGGAUGACCGAAGCAUCCACAUCCACUAUGGUCAGGGCCCGGGCUUCUGCUGCUCUCCUCCUGAGCUGCACCCUGCCUUGCUCCCCGUGCCCCUCAUUCUGGACUCUGGAGGUAUGGAGGACUGGCCUUGCUAUGCCGGGGCCCACGUUGUGUGGCAAAAGCGGGUGCAGCAGGCCCGCUCAGAGCCUCAGCUCUUGGGGCCGGGGACAUCUAUGGACAGGCCACCCUGCAGGUUCCACCACGGCCCUGCUGCUGACCGCAACACAGACAUUUGUUUGUACUGCCAAACAUUACAUCACAAUCAGGGAUCAGAAGAGGAGUCUGGUGUGUGAGAACUUGUUGCAUCCCCAUUAUCACGCUGCUACACAGGAGCCAGAAUGGACAAGCCUCUCAUUGGCUAUCGCUCUCAUGUCUUCCGCAUAAUUCCACCAGCAAUGCCUUUCGUGCAGACGAUUCCCCAGCUUCCCCCACGAGUUACAGCUCACACGCUGAUAUGCUCUCUCAGCUGAGUGUGAUUGAAUUUACCUUGAUUAUAUAAAGCUAAACUUUUUAUUGAAUUUAUGAUGAAUGAUUUAAAUGUUUGGGAGUUGCUGGGGAAACGACUCAUACGCCACAAAGGGGGGAAAGUGUUUUUCUGUGUUUUCCUCGUCAGUUAUAGGAAGAAUAUUCAUCACCGACAUGAUAUCACAAGUUCCCAUGCUCCUUAGUGACAACUAACGAAUGAUCCUUGCUUAGGGUGUUGAGCCCUCAUGAAGUGAGACUCUGUCUUUGCGUCGCUCACUCUGUUGCAGAAUAACUUGAUUUAUCUUGGAGGUACUUUACUCUGCAUGAUCUUGGCCUUCCUUCGCUGAGUCCAGUCUCAGCUCAGAGAAGCUUUUCUCUCCAGCCUACCUCAGCUCAGAUUUCUUAACAUGCCUCACACAGGGGGUCUUUAAAGGUACUGCUGUAGUGAUUUUUUUUUUGUUUUGUUUUGUUUUUUUUUGUUUUGUUUUGUUUUUUUUGGUCACAACCAUGUAGCUCCCAUAAACUCAACAACUCAAACAUUUUCCUCUUGGCAGUCUGACCUGUCCAAACGGAGAGAAAGGUUGAUGCUCAGCCCCUCAAACAACGAGCAUUCACUGAGGUUGCUGAGCCUUGCAUGGGCCUUGUUUUCACUAUUUCAAUAAUGGCAGCUGUUUUCAACAUGUUUGUAUUUUGGAUCAUUUUCUUUUCUUGUUUUUUUUUUGUUUUUUUUUGGUAGUCUGUAAUUUUAUUUUUUUUUUAACUUUUCAAAAUGAACCAGUUUGACUGAAUUAUGUUGUCGUCAUACAAGCUAUUGACUUGUUCUUGUCAUUUCUCUUGCCAGUGGUUACUUCAUGUAUUUGACCUCAAUGCUGUUAAACCCCCUAAUCAGUGCAUAGUGAACAGCCUCAUCAGAGGGAUGACACCAUAUGCUCUGCUCCUUUUAAAGAAUACCUCACUCCACAGAUGACCAUUUGUAUAUCAAUUACUCACGCCGUAUUACGUUAUAUUCGUGAGGAAAGCGUUGUUUUUCUCGCAUUCCUCCACGGUGAACAAAGAAUCCAAAAACUGAGGAAAUUCUCGAUGAAUUGAAGUCAUGGGGUCCACGUUUAAU
This is a messenger RNA of Epinephelus lanceolatus (giant grouper), 5122 nucleotides long. It is a transcript of the gene rnf43, whose product is annotated as ring finger protein 43. The record is from RefSeq and is a predicted model, not a curated record. Lineage: Eukaryota; Metazoa; Chordata; Actinopteri; Perciformes; Serranidae.